GAACUGGCCCCCACUUGGGCCUGGAUCGGCCAGUCGUGUGAACACUUCGCCACUGUACCACAGUCAUGGCACACGCAACCCUACCAGCGCUCGUUGUUAUAACUGUGUUACAACUAUGUCGAGCAGAAAUCCCAGAGAUACAAGGAACAUGGUAUUCAGCUAACGCUAUUAACGACGGCUACUCACCAAAACCAAUUUCAGAGUUGUUCACAACUGACAACUCACCGAUAUAUUCGUCUACUUUUUCAGUAACGAAACCUAUAGUCGUUCUUCCGAUAGCCCCAGCAAAUGGAGUAAAUAUUGUACGAGAUUUAAUGUCAAGCACACGAACCACAGUGUCAAGUGCACCAACAAGAAGACAGACUUAUAGCACUGAAGUAUCAACUGUACCAAGCACAUCUUUAUCAACGUUAGAGCCUAUUAUAACUUUCUCAUCAACACCACCGCCACCGGCGACUUUUUCCACUGUUCUACCACCAACUUUGUCCACAUUUCAACCACCAACAUUAUCCACCAUACAGCCACCGACUCUCUCCACCAAACAGUCAUCGACUCUCUCCACCAUACAGCCACCGACUCUAUCCACCAUACAGCCACCGACAUUGUCUACCAUACAAACGCCUUCUACCUUUUCUACGCUUCCAACAUUAUCAACUUCUUCAUUCUUCUCUUCAAUCCCAACGUUAUCAACGUUAUCAUCAUUAGAACCACAAAUAGUCACCCGACCACAAACGACUAGUGUUCUUAUUGAAAACAUCUUAGACCAGCAGUCUACUUUCCCAAUAAAUGAUAAUACUAACAGUUUACCACCCCAAACUGUUCGCAUCGAGCCAACAACACCGUCAAUUUCUUCAACAACUACAAUUACUCCAUCAAGCGCAGUGCCAAAUUACUUUGUCAUUUACCAACAAGCACCACAGAAUAUUCAGACCUUACCCCAAUCGCAACCUCAAAAUGUACCAGUGCUUAGUACAAAUACCCAAACCACUGUUUCUACCCUUCCACCAAUUACGUCAAUAAUUUCUUCAACUCUCGCUCCCUCUACCGUUACUAUUAAUUCUUCAACACAAACAUCACCCAUUUCAAUAAUCACAAACCCAUGUGUGACGAGAAAUCCGUUAACUAGUUUAAGAUCCACCAUCAUUUCUUCAACACCUGUGCCCAGCCGUAUUACACCGGCUACGAAUAGAAUUCCUUCGAAUUUUAUGAUCCGAGUGGUUGCACCUAAAGGCUCUAUUACAAAUGUGAAAUUGGUCGCUACCACAACGAAGAGACCAACAACUAGAAGAACCAAGAAACCAAAAAAGAACACCUAUGAGGGUUGUAUAAAUUCAUGUAAAGGCAGAAGAGACCCACUUUGCGCUAAUCCAUUAGCUGCGCUUAUAAUAGAUCCAAAUACAUUAAAGGGAUUCCCGUCCAUCUGCCAUUUGGCGUGCCAUAAUUCUUAUAGGGACAAUCCAUAUGAGAAACUAAUAGAUGGCCGUUGCAGCAGAUUGCGUACACGCAUCAUGCAAGUCAAUAGUAACACCAAACUCAGAAGAGACGAGUUGCUCAAGAGUCAGUACAGCAUCGUGAAUAAUGCGGACAGGGCAAUAGUGGAAGUUACGAAGGAUAGUAGACUUUAAAUAUUUUGACAAUGAGCUCAUGGAAUGUGGCCAUCGAGGCAUCCUAUAUCGUGGCCCGACAUUAUUUAGAACGUCUCAAUAGACCUACUAGUCCGGUAGAAAGUUCAAAGAAUUCUGCCGAGCGGCUGAUGUUGUUUUUCAAAAGUUAAUGUAUAAUAUAAUGUAACAAUUUUUAGU
Achroia grisella is the source of this 1802-nucleotide messenger RNA. Its product is annotated as mucin-2-like. The record is from RefSeq and is a predicted model, not a curated record. Bases 66 to 1625 code for a protein of 519 amino acids. The transcript is spliced from 3 exons. NCBI's taxonomy places the organism in Eukaryota, Metazoa, Arthropoda, Insecta, Lepidoptera, Pyralidae. Gene Ontology annotation, molecular function: protein binding.